AUGUUAGGUCAGGUCCGAGUCCGAGAUUUUAGGUAUCAGAUCAGGUACGGGUCAGUUAUGCAGCACUACAGGAAUCUCAAGAUUAGAUCCGUAUUAACAAUACUAACAGUGUUCACAGUAUUAUGUAUAUUGUUUUCAUUGAACAAUCACCUGCAGGACAGUCGUCUACAGGACAUUCAGGACAGGAUCCAUGAGCUGGACUGCGGGAGUCACGUGAAUCUCACUUUCGACGAGUUUAAUCCCGAUGUUAUAGACGACGGGUCGUACAUACCGUCACCGAAACAAUUAGUGCCAAAUAUAGUUCAUUAUAUUUUAUUUACUAUUCAUGAGAUCGAGUUCUCACACUUCGUGUCUAUUCUGUCGGUACUGAAGAAUCAAAAACCAGACAUUAUUUAUAUUCAUUGCGAUUGCCAUCAAUUGACAGGUGAUUACUGGCCACGUGUUCUACGGUUAGCACAGUUGACGGAAACGCGACUUAUUGUGCGAUCAAUUUUCAGACCUUUCGGCAUAUUUGGCCGCAAAUUCAACAAAUUGUGGCUCAAUUGGCACGCAUCAGACAUCACCCGAAUUCGUGUGCUCCGGGAGUUUGGCGGCAUAUAUCUGGACAGAGAUGUAUAUGUAGUGAGAAGUUUGAAUCGCUUUCGCACACAUGAGAUGACCAUCGAUUUCGAGGGCAACGGAACAGUGUUGGCCUCGCAGACACUGAUAGCACAUAAAAACGCACGAUUCCUCAAACUAUGGCUACUAUCCUAUUGUGAAUAUGACUCCAAGUUCUGGUACUAUAAUACGGGAGUAUUGCCAACCAAAGAGAUUAUUGAGAAGAGACCCGAACUCAUACAUCGAUUGAACGGCGAGUUUGGCGCCGAUUCUGUGGCUUUCUGUCCACUUAUAUAUCAUUCGUAUUAUAAGAAUUGGAGGCAAAAGUUUUAUGCCUUUCAUCUACUUAUUAGAGGAGAUUAUCUGUCGCCCAAUGGCUGGUGUUUGGGCGGCAAUCGGCCAAAGAUAUCGCAAUUCAAUGAACAAAAUAUUCGUCAAUUGAACACAACUUUCGGUGAAAUGACKCGCGAAGUCUUUGCCUUUGAAACACAAUUAGUGAAUAAGCAUUCAAUUCGUUAA
This is a messenger RNA of Oppia nitens, 1116 nucleotides long. RefSeq lists its product as uncharacterized. Lineage: Eukaryota; Metazoa; Arthropoda; Arachnida; Sarcoptiformes; Oppiidae. The record is from RefSeq and is a predicted model, not a curated record. Bases 1 to 1116 code for a protein of 371 amino acids. The transcript is spliced from 2 exons.